This is a messenger RNA of Lodderomyces beijingensis, 1027 nucleotides long. The record is from the annotation of a GenBank genome assembly. NCBI's taxonomy places the organism in Eukaryota, Fungi, Ascomycota, Pichiomycetes, Serinales, Debaryomycetaceae.
AUGUUGGCUGUUGCCCCCGCGUCGCCAGUAGUCGUGUCGCUACAACGGCUCCAACAUGGAGUCGACGAUGAAACACUAGAACAAGCAUUCGGAGCCAACUCGCUCGGUAUCAUCAUAGUCAAAGACCUACAAUCCAAGUUUCUCGACUUGCGGCAACGAGUCUUGGCCAGUAGAGCGUCGGUGUUGGCGACUUUACCGAGUCACGAAUUGGCCGAAUUAGAGUGUGAAGAGGCAACGUGGCUCAUUGGAUGGUCCUGUGGCAAGGAGAAAGUCGCCAAGUCGGGCAAAGCUGACGUUUACAAGGGUUCAUUCUAUAUAAAUUGCGCUUUCCAUAACGAUGCCAGCUUAGAGGGACCAAGGCUGGAUCUCGUGGCAAGUUACGCCAACCACAAGGCUUACACUGCGCCGAAUCUUUGGCCUGAGGAAGUGGCGCAGUUGCAAGGCUUCAAAAGCGAGUGCAAGGAGUUGAUUAAUUUGAUUAUCGAUGUGGCUGAACUCGUUGCUGGGAAUUGUGACAGGUAUAUUUCAAAGUUAUACGCGGAUUACGAGACGGGGUAUUUGAAGCUGAUGAUUAAGCAAUCUACUUGUACAAAGGCUCGCUUGUUGCACUAUUUCCCUGCGCAAGAUGGUUGUGGAAAUAAUGACGAUGCUGAAGAUGAUGAUUGGUGUGGUGAGCAUGUGGACCAUUCGUGCCUCACGGGAUUGACGUCUGCUGUGUUCUUGGAUGAGUCGCGCGGGAUCACUCAUGCGCUAGACGGCUCGCCUGACCCCGAAGCGGGGCUAUAUAUAAGGAACCGCAACGACGAGGUGGUCAAGGUGAAUAUCCCGCACGAUUGUCUUGCUUUCCAAUCUGGCUCGGCGUUGCAGGAGAUAUCCAAGGGUAAGUUUCGCGCGGUGCCGCAUUUCGUCAAGGGCACCCUGAUGCCUCGCAUUGCGAGAAACACGCUCGCGGUGUUUUGCCAGCCUGAUUUGGAUGGUAUGGUAAAUGAAAGGGAAGACUUUGCCAUGUUUUCAGAGAGGAUCUUAA